This is a messenger RNA of Tuber aestivum (summer truffle), 3024 nucleotides long. The record is from the annotation of a GenBank genome assembly. NCBI's taxonomy places the organism in Eukaryota, Fungi, Ascomycota, Pezizomycetes, Pezizales, Tuberaceae.
AUAGCGACCCGCUACAGCUGCAUUUUCUGCAGAGUCUCAACCAUAAAGAAGGGAGACAAGAGGAAGAGGACGAAGGCGAAGCUCAUCCACCUAUCCCAUCCCUUCUAGUAACCCUGACGACCCCCCCCAAUAAAGCUAUUGAAUUAGCAGCACCUCUCCCCGUCCCCUCUGCCAGAUGGAUUUGGGGGAUCCUUACGACGACGAUAGCGGUUCCCAGGUUGGCUCUGUACGGCCUCGCGUUCUUCCCCCGGACCUUCCCAGAUCUCUCAACGAUCGGCGGAGGACUCCGCCUCUCACCACCGAAACCGAAGUUUAUGACGCCUGGCAAGGUAUGGUGACUGGCCAGCUCAUCUCUUGAUGUCUUUGAUAUAAUGGUUUCAUCAUCCGCUUCUACUGCUGCCGCGGUGGUGCCUUGACCCCGCAGACGGCACCUCUUCAUCAUUUCCUCUUCACCUGGCCCCUGAUUCGGUUCCCCCCCUUUCAGAAGCCGGUGUUCAUGUUCAAAUUCAAUUUGCCAAGGCUGAGGAAGCUGACUGUGGCCCAAUGCCUGAUUUAUUGUCAAUAGGUGAAGCUCAAUUUAUAACCGCACCCGUCCCCGCCCGGUUAAAUUUCAAUCUCGAACCGGAUUACCGUGAUGGCGACGACGAUGAAGAGUUGGUGAAGGGCAUCGUGGACAGUGACAGUAGACUUGUUUCUAUGUUGGCAGCUCAGGAAGCGUUCCGGAUGGGUGGGUCGGGCCUGGGGGACGAGGGCGAUAUCGCCCGUGAUCCAAAUCUUUCAGAGGAGGAGAAGAGGGAAUCGCUACAGAGAGCGCUCAACAUGGCUGCCAGUAACGGGGAUGAGGCUCGGAUACGGAGGAUAUUGGAAGGUGAAGGGAAGGGUUAUGUAGAUGUUAAUGCCCCGGAUGAGGAGGGGACAAGCCCCUUGAUAUAUGCAAGCUGCUUCGUGAGUUUCGUGUCUUGCCUCCCUCUCGUGCGAAGGGGCAUUAGGGCUGAAACCUUGUUGGAAUAGGGACAUGAGGACGUUGUUUCCGCUCUCUUGGAUGCGGGAGCCAAUGUUGAUCAACAGGAUAGGCACCGGUGGAGCGCGUUGAUGUGGGCUAUGACGAACCGGCAUAAAGGGAUAGCAAAGCUCUUGUUGGAUCAUGGAGCGUCACCAGAGAUUCGGAGCUCUUCGGGUAGAAGAGCAUUUGACUUUGUGUCACCUAACAGUGAGAUAUCUGCCUAUCUGCAUCGGAGUGGGUACAUUGGUACGGCGGGGGUUAGUGAUGACUUUUACGACAAUGGCUUGGCUCAGGAGAGGUUUGAGGAGGAAAUGGCGGAGAAUGAGAUGAAGCGAAGGAUGAUGAUGGAGAGUGCGAUUAAUUUGGAAGUGGACCUUGCGAGCCUGGGGCUUGACGAGCGGCCGGAGGUAAGAUCAGGGAUUAUCCCUGGGGGAUUUGGACCGUUCAGUGGAUGUGGACUAACCUACGGACAGUCACCUGGAGAUGAGGAGGGCGAUGAGCUCCAAGAUUUUGUGUGGGAUAAGUGUCUGAACGAUCAGAUGUUUGUCUUCCAAGAACACGAUUUAAACCGGAUGCUGGAUGUUGUCAUAACCAAUAUGUUACCACAGCGGUCACCGAGCCAGAAACCUGUUCCCGCAAAUGUGCUAUUUCUUAGCGCUCGGUAUGCGCAUUAUCAUAGUUCUCCUGAGCUCUUGUCCCGGCUUCUCUUGUCUGCAAUGGAUAAGAUUAAUAAUGUGGUAGCUAUGCAUCAAUUGGAUAUGACCAUUCUUGCGUUUUGGAUUUCUAAUGCAAACCUUUUACUUCACUAUCUGAAGAAGGAUGCUGGCCUGGUGGGCGCCACGAUUGAGUUCCAGCAGCACCUCUCAGAGUUGAUAAACGAGAUAUUUAUACUCAUAUUGCGGGAUGCUGAGAGACGGAUGGAUAGGGUGAUGGACCAGGCGAUGCUAGAUCAUGAGACCAUCCCGGGAUUUGAGGAUGUGCAUUUCCAGAACGAAUGGCGGCUGUUCAAGCCCAAGCGGAAAUCACCCGAACCUUCAAUGCUUGAGAAGCGGUACCGGCCGCCAUCUCCAAAGCAGCGGGCAAAGCCCGCUCCCCGCAAUAUCACCUCUCUGCUCUCCUCUACACUAUUUGUUCUGGAUCUGUAUGACAUCCACUCAGUGAUCAUUUCACAAGUGAUGAGCCAACUAUUCUACUGGAUCGGUGCGGAGCUCUUCAAUCGCAUCAUUAACAAUCGGAAAUACCUCGCCCGGACAAAAGCCAUGCAAAUCCGCCUUAAUGUUUCAACGCUGGAAGACUGGGCACGAGCAAAUAACCGCCAACCGGAGCACUAUGAGAGCGGGGCGCUGACAACUAGCGGUGAGAACGUGGCUGACGCAGCGAGGCGUCACUUAGUACCUGUCAUCCAACUCCUGCAGUGGCUCCAAUGCUUUAGUUCCCUGGGCGAGGACUUUGACGCCUUAAGGUCAACAAUCGGCCAACUCACGCACUUAAACCCCGAACAACUCCUGCACUCGGCGAAGGAUUACAGACCAGAGGUUGGCGAGAACGGACUUUCCAGAGAGGCAAUGAAGCAUCUAGUCGGCCUUAAGAUGAGGAAUUACGACAAGAGCCACAAUCGGGCCAAAUCCCUUUCCGCCACACCCAAGAAGGGGAACUCGGCGAAUAGUACCCCCAUAUCCCCAGUCGCCGGCAACAACACACUCAGCCAAAGCCAACUCCCAUCAUCCCCGCAGAACAGCAAUCCUACCAUAGUGAUAAAUGAAGACGAAGAGGACUCUCCGAAGGAGAACUUACAGCUAGACUCGGGACUAAUGCUGCCAUUCUCGUUACCGACGAACACGGAUAUGCUGAUAUCCUAUGGUGCCGGGUUAGGCGGGAUGAAUCGUGAGAGGGAAAAAAGGUACCAGCCUUCGGUACCGCCAGAGUACCUUGCAAAACUGGACUUUUCGAAUGGGUCGACGAGGAAUGGCGGAGGCGGAGGAGGAGGGAGUGGGGCAUCGGGAUGGGAGGAUGAGGAUUGA